AUUGCAAGGGAAGAAUUUAGUCGUGUUUUUGGUAUAUCGUCGAUAGGAUCCGAACGUGAAAUCGUUGAGGCAUUCAACAAUCUAAGGAGGGGAGGCAAGGACGAGUGCGAAUUGCGAGUCCCGAGCAACGAGGUUUUCACACUUGUGCUAAAUGAGUCUGUCUCAAUAAAGUUGGUUCCCCGUCUCUUUCGCGUAGACAAGUGUUGUGUGCGAGAAUACUCGCAAGGAUUGCGAGCGCGCCGCAAGGACUGCAAAGGCUGAGUGGCGUGGUGGAAUGGAAGGUAUCAGGAGAUGAUUGCAGGAGUAGUUUUGGGCGGUUUUGGUGCUACUUUUCAACCACCUUGUCUAGUGGUUUUCUACUUGUAAGGAUACAAGGAUUCGUAGAGAGUAUUAAACAGGAAAACUUUUUGAGUAGUUGAGGAGAAUGAGUGAUAGCGACGGCGGUGAUAAUCUACUAACCAGACAAACGUAAGGAAACAUAAGGAAGAGAGUGCAUUCUGAGGAGUUGUUUUGCAACGGAAACACAAUCAUCUGCAUUUGUGAAAGUGGUGUUUUUUCUAAAAGUUCGCAUUAUGCAUGCACCGUAGUGUGGUGUCGGAUUGACUGCUACGUUUUGGAUAUGCUGAAAGUAAUGCCACUCAACAAAUAUCAUUCUGCGUAGCAGGAGCUCAGUGGGGUUGUGAUUAUUUGAUAUUACCAUCGUCCAGUUGAUAUCUAUUCCGGUGACUUGGUUUCUGCGAAAUAUUCGUUCAUAAAAUUUAAACAUGCUGAAGUAAUUGAAAUUGAAUAAAUCAGUUCGUCCUGGCUUAUUUUGUGGGCUGUCAGUGAAAUUCAAGUGUGGGUUAAGUGCUGAAGAAAAGGGAAUAGAAAAUGAAGUGAUUUUUUGCUGUUUUGCGGCUAAUGUGGUGCUGUUGUUUUAUUGAAAUGACGGUUUGUGUAUUUUGUGAAAGGUGUCAGUGAAGGGGGUUGCCAAAAUUGGUAGUUUAACUCUGUCAUUCGCGAGCCAAGGAAAGGCUUGUCAUACAGUUUUUGUGGAUUACUAGAGGAUAUAUCAAAUCAGGAUUAAUGAAUGUCAAAAAGGGUCCCCCGCCGCAGGGCCCAAUAAAAUUUACCAUAGUCGACACAUUAGAACGAAUAAAAGAGGAAUUUAAUUUUUUACAAGCACAGUAUCACACAUUAAAAUUAGAAUGCGAGAAGCUAGCAAAUGAGAAAACCGAAAUGCAAAGGCAUUAUGUUAUGUAUUAUGAAAUGUCGUAUGGCCUUAACGUUGAAAUGCACAAACAGACAGAAAUAGCCAAACGAUUGAAUGCACUUAUCAAUCAGUUGUUGCCAUUUCUUGCAGCUGAGCACCAACAGCAAGUGCUGCAGGCUGUUGAUCGGGCCAAGCAGGUGACAAUGCAAGAAUUAAAUGCUAUCAUUGGGCAACAUCAACAACAGGGAAUCCAGCAACUUAUACAACAAAUUCAUGCACAGCAAAUCCCCGGUGCUCCACCACAGCCAAUUCCAACAUUAGGAGCUCUUGCUGGACCACUAAGCGCCUUUGGAGGACCAAUGGGUUUACCGCAUGGACCACAAGGACUUUUGAAGGCGCCACAAGAUUUGCAUCGUGAGGAACUGAAGGUACCUUUGGGUGGACCAUCUGCAGAAGAGAGAUUGAGAAAUUCAGUAUCUCCAGCGGAACGAGAAAAAUAUCGAACACGCUCACCUUUAGAAAUUGAAAAUGAUACUAAGCGAAGAAAAGAAGAGAAGUUAACGCACGAAAGUGAUGGCGAGAAAAGCGAUCAGGAUUUAGUCGUAGAUGUUGCUAAUGAAAUGGAAUCUCCAUCACCUCGCCCAAACGGUGAUCAUGUUUCUUUGGAAUCCCGUGACCGAGACAGCAUCGGAUUGAAUGGUGAUCGAUCUGAUAAACCUGGAGGAAGUAACUCAAAACCUUCGAGUGAAAGACCACCAUCCCGAUCCGGUUCGAGCUCAUCUCGUUCCACGCCAAGCCUUAAAACAAAAGAUCUUGAUAAACCAGGAACACCUGGAGCUAAAGCGCGAACGCCUACACCGAAUGCCUCAGUACCUGGCAACCCGAAACCGGUUGCACCCCAGCCACCGCCGGCUGGUUAUCCAAAUUCACCAUAUCAAAGGCCACAAGAUCCCUAUCAAAGACCGCCACCUGAUCCUGCGUACGGCCGACCACCAAUGCCUUAUGAUCCUCAUCCAAAUAUGCGAACAAAUGGUAUUCCGCUAUCGGGAGUAGCGGCUGGAAAACCUGCUUACUCCUUUCAUAUGAAUGGUGAAGGAACUCUACAACCGGUCCCAUUUCCACAUGAUGCGCUUUUAGGACCAGGAAUUCCCCGGCAUGCCCGGCCACUCAGCACUCUAGCUCAUGGAGAAGUGGUAUGCGCAGUCACAAUAUCGAAUCCCACGAAGUACGUGUACACUGGAGGUAAAGGCUGCGUUAAAGUUUGGGAUAUAUCCCAGCCAGCAAAUAAAAACUUCGUAAAUCAGCUUGAUUGUUUGCAACGUGAUAAUUACAUUCGUUCAGUAAAAUUACUGCCGGAUGGUCGAACCCUAAUAGUUGGUGGCGAAGCCUCUAAUCUGUCAAUUUGGGACUUGGCGAGUCCUACGCCCCGUAUCAAAGCAGAAUUAACAUCUGCUGCGCCAGCUUGCUACGCACUCGCCAUUAGUCCCGACUCAAAAGUAUGUUUUUCGUGCUGCAGCGAUGGAAACAUUGCAGUUUGGGAUCUUCACAAUCAAACAUUGGUUCGACAAUUUCAAGGACACACCGAUGGCGCAUCCUGUAUCGAUAUUAGCCCUGACGGCUGCCGAUUAUGGACGGGCGGAUUAGAUAAUACGGUUCGUUCUUGGGAUUUAAGGGAAGGACGUCAACUACAACAACAUGAUUUUAGUUCACAAAUUUUCUCGCUUGGAUAUUGCCCUACAGGCGAGUGGUUAGCGGUUGGUAUGGAAAACUCUCAUGUGGAGGUUUUACAUACAACCAAGUCUGAUAAAUACCAACUCCAUUUACAUGAGAGCUGUGUGCUGUCGUUAAAGUUCGCUACAUGUGGAAAAUGGUUUGUUUCUACUGGAAAGGAUAAUUUACUGAACGCAUGGCGGACACCGUACGGUGCUAGUAUAUUCCAGUCAAAGGAAACAUCUUCGGUGCUUAGUUGUGACAUAUCAACAGAUGAUAAAUACAUUGUAACGGGAUCAGGUGAUAAAAAGGCAACAGUCUAUGAAGUGAUGCAUUAAUAAAAUGCAUAAAAUCGAGAAAGAUGGGGAUGAUACAGUGAGAUCAGAUUGCUCGGCAUUUGUACAUUUCGAUGAUUAAGCAUCAAUGCCAAGUAUAAGUAAACGGGAAAUGGUAAUAUAGAAAAUAUACAGAUCGAGAACAAAAAACUAACUACACAAAAAGGACUAAUUUUAGCAUUUAAGUUGGAAUUGAACAAUUUCCACGGAUAAUUAUUCUGCUCAAAUUCGUUUAGAUUUCUAAGUUCUGUUAGUUCCUGUGCAUUUGUUGUGCAUCUUUAUUUUAUUUUCUGACUAACAGCUGGAUUUAUAGUGAAUGGCUUAGAGACAUUUUUUCUCUAGGUAAAUUAUUUUUUUAUUUAGAUAAUGACAAAAGUACCAUUUAAUGCUUAAUUUAUGUGAAGAAACGGCGGCUUGAUUUUCGAUCAUGUAAGUGUAAACCAAUAAACCUUUUAUUCAACAUUC
Hermetia illucens (black soldier fly) is the source of this 3702-nucleotide messenger RNA. It is a transcript of the gene gro, whose product is annotated as protein groucho. The record is from RefSeq and is a predicted model, not a curated record. NCBI's taxonomy places the organism in Eukaryota, Metazoa, Arthropoda, Insecta, Diptera, Stratiomyidae. Bases 1066 to 3240 code for a protein of 724 amino acids. Gene Ontology annotation, cellular component: transcription regulator complex; nucleus. Gene Ontology annotation, molecular function: protein binding; transcription corepressor activity. Gene Ontology annotation, biological process: negative regulation of canonical Wnt signaling pathway; regulation of DNA-templated transcription. The transcript has 16 exons.